This is a messenger RNA of Daldinia loculata, 2091 nucleotides long. Its product is annotated as carbohydrate-binding module family 18. Gene Ontology annotation, biological process: carbohydrate metabolic process. Gene Ontology annotation, molecular function: chitin binding; hydrolase activity, acting on carbon-nitrogen (but not peptide) bonds. Lineage: Eukaryota; Fungi; Ascomycota; Sordariomycetes; Xylariales; Hypoxylaceae. The record is from RefSeq and is a predicted model, not a curated record. Bases 124 to 1749 code for a protein of 541 amino acids. The transcript is spliced from 8 exons.
AAUUGGAUUCCCAGUCCCUUUGUAUUGCUUCUCUGAGCUCUGGGAACUCUCGUGGAUUGAGGAUUCGUUGUGCCCAGCCUUGACAUUCGUUUCAUAUAUCGGGACUACACUGCAUUUAUCACGAUGCGCUGGUGGAACACCUUAAUCCUGGCCGCUUGCGCCGGCCGGACGGCUGCACAUGCGGAUCCAAACGAUCCUAGCCAUAGCCUGCCAAAGCUUGCCGGGGCCAGAAGAUUUUUGUCGGAGUUUAAAGGGGGGAGGAGAUGGGACAGCCAGGCACGCGCUAUGCGGAGAGCAGAAAUGCUAGAGGCUCGGGGUGAAGAGGAACUCGAGGAGCGAGGCGAACUUGAACCACGACAGAGAAGUGGACGAUGCGGCGCAGGCCGUGGUAGUUGCGCAGCUAGCCAAUGCUGCUCGGCUGAAGGCUAUUGCGGCGAAGGAGAAGAGUAUUGCACUUCGCCCGACUGCCAAAUCAACUACGGACCUGCAUGUGACGGUAACCAAAAGCCUGACGGUGUGGACACGUCAACUAUUGCGCGUCCAAAACUAGGCAAGGUACGAUACGGCGGCGUGGGCAUUUACGACUGCGUAAACAAUGGUGAUAUCGCUGUAACCUUUGACGAUGGCCCAUACGAAUAUACAAACGACCUUCUCGACAAGUUUGCAAAAUAUGAGGCGAAAGCCACGUUUUUCAUUACCGGUAACAAUAUUGGCAAGGGAAAAAUCAACGACCCAGACUUGCCCUGGGCUUCCGUAAUUCAGCGAAUGGCCGCCGAGGGUCAUCAGAUCGCAAGCCAUACUUGGUCGCACGAGAACUUCAGCCAGUUGACUACAACCCAGUUCAAGAAUCAAAUCAUAUGGAAUGAGAUUGCUUUUAAUGAUAUCCUUGGCUACUUUCCUACCUAUAUGAGGCCGCCCUAUUCCAUCUGCGCCGCCUCUUGUCAGACCCAGUUAGCUAACCUUGGAUAUCACGCUAUAUACUUUGACUUGGACACGGAAGGAUACCUUCAUGACGAUGCAAGCCAGAUCCAGACUAGCAAAGAUAUCUGGGAUGAUGCAGUUGAUGGGUCCAGCCCGUGCGAGGAUAGCUAUCUCGAGAUCGAGCACGACAUCCACUACCAAACCGUUUACAACCUCACAGAUUAUAUCCUCGAAUCGCUCUUUAGCCACGGCUAUAGGUCUGUCACUGUGGGGCAAUGCUUAGGCGACCCCCCUGAGAACUGGUACCGUGCUGGCACCGGUAAGGUUCCCGAGUAUAACUUCACCAUCCGUGCCCCGACCGGCACUUGGUCUUGCCUGAACCCCACGCCCACCUCCACUCGCCCAAGCCAGCCGACCAGCACGUCAAAGGUUAGCGAAGAUGGUCGAUGCGGCGACGGGGUAACUUGCGCGGGCUCUCAAUACGGAAACUGUUGUUCUACCAAUAAAUGGUGCGGUGGCUCCAUCGACUAUUGCGGCUCAAACUGUAGCCCGGAAUUCGGAACCUGCUCCUCGGCGGACUCGCAAAUCCCGACCAGCAUCCCGCUCCCUAACGGACCGGGAACCCCUGAUGACCCCCUGACAACCACAGGAUCGGCACCCGCCCCCACCGGAACGCUUCAAGUAUCGAUUGAGGGAAACUGCGGUGACGGAUUCACUUGCGAAGGAUCGGAGUUUGGAAACUGUUGUUCAGAACACGGCUGGUGCGGCUCAACUAUUGACUACUGCGGCGAGGGUUGCCAAUCAACUUUCGGAUCAGGAUGCCAGUAGUAGCAGCAGCAGCAAGACGACUAAGAAGUCGACCUCAAAAUCGACCAGCAAGUCCUCCUCGACUAAGAAAUCCACUUCUCAUUCUACCUCUCAUUCUACUUCCCACUCGACCAGCCAUUCCUCAUCGCAUACUAAGACUCAGACUCAGGACCGAAGGGCUGAGGAGACGCAGCGGAGCUAGUUCGUUGGCCAUGUAUAUACUGUCUUUACUGGGUAAGAAGGAGACGAGAGUCGUAUGGGAUCGCUCCACGGGGGAAUAGGUUGUUUUGCAAUGUAAUUCAGGGGUUGGAAGAAAAAAAGAUAGUAAGAAAUAAUUAGCAUUUUGAAACGAUAUGAUACCGG